Molecule: messenger RNA, 1802 nt
Organism: Archocentrus centrarchus (flier cichlid)
Lineage: Eukaryota; Metazoa; Chordata; Actinopteri; Cichliformes; Cichlidae
Gene: sgsh
Product: N-sulfoglucosamine sulfohydrolase (sulfamidase)
Exons: 9
Coding region: 128-1711 (527 amino acids)
Biological process (GO): heparan sulfate proteoglycan catabolic process; glycosaminoglycan catabolic process
Molecular function (GO): N-sulfoglucosamine sulfohydrolase activity
Source: RefSeq, a predicted model, not a curated record
CGUUGUUUGAGGAAACAUAUCACGCUGUUAAAACCGUAAAACACGCUAACUUUAGUGAGUGAAUUUGUUUUAUUUUGGUUUUAUUUUAAGCUUUUUUUUCGGGGGGGAAACAGAGAAAGUGCUCAGCAUGCUCUCUGAGUGUGUUUUUGUUAUUUUUUUAGCAUCAUGUUGCAUCGUUGAGUCCGAAACAAGAAAUGUACUUCUAAUAAUUGCUGAUGAUGCAGGUUUUGAGACAGAGGUUUAUAACAACUCUGUGGUACACACACCCCACCUCUGCUCUCUGGCUCAGCGCAGCGUGGUCUUCAAGAACGCCUUCACAUCUGUCAGCAGCUGCUCACCCAGCCGCUCCACCAUCCUCACUGGCCUGCCACAGCAUCAGAAUGGCAUUUAUGGACUUCAUCAAGGCGUCCACCACUUUAACUCUUUUGAUGAAGUACAAAGUCUGCCACUGCUCCUCAGACAGGCAAACGUGCACACAGGUAUAAUUGGAAAGAAGCACGUCGGCCCUGGAUCUGUUUACCCCUUUGACUUUGCCUACACAGAGGAAAACAGCUCCGUCCUCCAGGUGGGGAGGAACAUCACCCGCAUCAAACUCCUGGUCCGCAAGUUUUUCCAGACCCAUAAAGAGGAAGCCUUUCAACAAAGGAAGGAGAAAGAAGCAGAAAAAAGUUACGGGGGGACUGUAAAGGAUGAAGAGAGGCCAUUUUUCCUUUAUGUUGCCUUCCAUGAUACGCACCGAUGUGGACACUCGCAGCCCCAAUAUGGAGCUUUCUGUGAGAAGUUUGGGAAUGGUGAAAUGGGGAUGGGUAGAAUCCCGGACUGGACACCACAAUAUUACACUCCAGAACAAGUAAAGGUUCCUCCUUUUGUGCCGGAUACACCUGCGUCACGAGCUGACUUGGCUGCACAGUACACCACAGUGAGCAGGCUGGAUCAGGGUAUCGGUUUAGUUCUUCAGGAGCUCAGAGAAGCCGGUUAUGAAAACGACACUCUGAUCAUCUACAGCUCAGACAACGGCAUCCCCUUCCCAAAUGGUAGAACCAACCUGUAUCACUCUGGGACAGCAGAGCCAAUGCUGGUGUCCUCUCCGGAGCACAGGGAACGGUGGGGAGACACCAGUCAGGCCUAUGUCAGUCUGCUGGACAUCACUCCUACCAUCCUGGACUGGUUCUCUAUUCCUUACCCAUCCUACAGCCUAUUUGGAACCCCUCCCCCCCAGGUCCACCUCAGUGGCCGCUCCUUACUCCCUGCUCUGGUCACUGAGCCCAGCAACUGGUACACCGUCUACUCAAGCCAGUCUCUGCAUGAGGUCACCAUGUACUACCCGAUUCGUUCUGUUCACCAGGGGCCAUAUCACCUUCUGCACAACCUGCACUACCGUAUGCCCUUCCCAGUUGAUCAGGAUCUGUACGUUUCGCCCACCUUUCAGGACCUGCUGAAUCGCACCAGGCUAAGUCAGCCAACACACUGGUUCAAAAGCCUGGAGCAAUAUUACUACAGAGCUCGAUGGGAGCUGUACGACACCAGGACAGACCCACUGGAAACGAAGAACCUGGUGUCAGACCCAUCCUACAGCGGUGUGCUGGAGAGCCUGAGACAGGACCUGAAGAAGUGGCAGUGGGAGACCGGAGACCCCUGGGUCUGUGGUCCAGACUAUGUCCUGGAGGACAAACUGGAACCACACUGCAGACCACUUUACAAUGGACUCUGAUGGACCCUAAUGGUGCUUUCAUUCAUCUUUCUUGAUAUAUCUCUAUGAAUGAGGGCAUUUACCUUGUAAUAUACAAGAUGUCUAUUUGUAU